This is a messenger RNA of Alternaria rosae, 795 nucleotides long. RefSeq names its product heterokaryon incompatibility protein-domain-containing protein. The record is from RefSeq and is a predicted model, not a curated record. The annotation marks the transcript as partial. The transcript is spliced from 2 exons. NCBI's taxonomy places the organism in Eukaryota, Fungi, Ascomycota, Dothideomycetes, Pleosporales, Pleosporaceae.
AUUCGCUUGAUCGAUACCGGGAACAAGAGAGAGCGAUAUGCAUGUUUAAGCCACUGUUGGGGCGGGCAAUACCCUUUACGGACAACUAAAAAACCGGAUACUUUGUCAGAUCACCUAGAAAAUAUCGAAGAGCAAGACCUCCCAAAAACGUUUCGGGAUGCUAUCAAAGUUAUUGUCGAACUUGGUAUCCGCUUUAUUUGGAUCGAUUCGCUAUGUAUUGUUCAAGAUGACGAUAAGGAUUGGCAAGUCCAAUCCGCACAGAUGGCCAGCAUCUACGCUAAUUCCACAUUAACAAUUGCGGCUUCGGCAUCUUCAGGCCCACACGAGGGUCUUUUUCGAGUCGCAGCUCCUGAUCUUAUUGGGUGGUCUAUCUCAAACUUUCCAGAUAUUCGCGCGAGAAAACCACUUCAACACGACUCGGAACGCCUACCACUUCUUGAAAGAGGCUGGGUAUUCCAGGAGCGGCUCCUGAGUCCGCGAGUUCUCCAUUUUACAGAUCAUGAGCUCAUUUGGGAGUGCAUGGAACACUUAGACUGUGAAUGUCAGAGACUCGAAAACCCAACCGCACACUUUUGGUCGGUAUCUAAGCAAUUAUGCCAUCCGGACCGAUGGCGCUUACUCAAAGACGAUCAUUCUGAAAUUACAGACGUAUGGAUGCGACUCAUCAUGGAUUAUUUCCAGCUCGCAUUGUCGAAACCAGAUGACAUUUUCCCGGCGAUCUCAGGUAUCGCCAAAAGCUUUGGAGAAGCUACUGGAUGGGACUACUUUGCAGGCAUGUGGAAACAAACAAUGAUA